Messenger RNA from Lycium ferocissimum, 1956 nucleotides. RefSeq names its product CAAX prenyl protease 1 homolog. Gene Ontology annotation, cellular component: endoplasmic reticulum membrane. Gene Ontology annotation, molecular function: metalloendopeptidase activity. The coding region runs from base 108 to 1382 and encodes 424 amino acids. The transcript has 14 exons. The record is from RefSeq and is a predicted model, not a curated record. NCBI's taxonomy places the organism in Eukaryota, Viridiplantae, Streptophyta, Magnoliopsida, Solanales, Solanaceae. Gene Ontology annotation, biological process: CAAX-box protein processing.
AACCACGAGUCGGGUCGGAUGACUCCCCUAACCAACCCAUUAAAUUGAUCUCCAAAAACGAAAACCGUCAGUGUAUUCUUCUCCCUCGCUGUACGAUUACAUCAUCCAUGGCAUUUCCCUACUUGGAAGCCGUUGUUGGUUUCAUGAUAUUAAUGUACAUAUUUGAGACUUACCUUGAUGUACGACAACAUGUGGCUCUUAAAUUGCCAACACUUCCAAAACCUCUGCAGGGAGUAAUCAGUCAGGAAAAAUUCAAGAAGUCCCAGGCGUAUAGUCUCGACAAAAGUUAUUUCCAUUUUGUCCACGAGUUUGUUACCAUAUUGAUGGACUCUGCCAUCCUAUAUUUCCGGAUAUUACCUUGGUUCUGGAAGAUAUCAGGAGAUUUUCUGAUAUACCUUGGUCUCAAUGCAGAGAAUGAAAUAUUUCAGACACUAGCAUUUUUAGCUGGAGUUAUGGUUUGGUCACAGAUAACUGAUUUGCCAUUUUCGCUGUAUUCGACUUUUGUGGUUGAGGCCCGCCAUGGUUUCAACAAGCAAACAGUAUGGUUAUUCUUCAGAGACAUGAUCAAAGGAAUUGUUUUGGCAAUUGUAAUUGGUCCUCCCAUCGUUGCUGCCAUCAUUACUAUAGUACAGAAGGGAGGUCCUUACUUGGCCAUUUACUUGUGGGGAUUUAUGCUCGUUCUGUCUCUUGUUAUGAUGACUCUUUACCCUAUUCUGAUUGCUCCGCUUUUCAACAAGUUCACUCCGCUUCCAGAGGGAGAACUUAGGUCGAAGAUAGAAAAUCUGGCCUCCUCACUCAAAUUUCCCCUAAAAAAGUUGUUUGUCGUUGAUGGAUCCACAAGGUCGAGCCAUAGCAAUGCAUACAUGUAUGGAUUCUUCAAGAACAAGCGUAUUGUCCUCUACGAUACACUGAUCCAGCAGUGCAAGAAUGAUGAGGAGGUUGUUGCUGUUAUUGCACAUGAGCUGGGGCACUGGAAACUGAAUCACACAAUGUAUUCCUUCAUAGCUGUGCAGAUCCUCACAUUAUUGCAGUUUGGAGGAUACACUCUUGUUAGGAAUUCAAAGGAUUUGUUUCAGAGUUUUGGGUUUGAUACCCAACCAGUUCUUAUUGGACUCAUCAUAUUUCAGCACACUGUCAUACCUGUACAGCACCUUGUGAGUUUUGGUCUUAAUCUUGUAAGCCGUGCUUUUGAGUUCCAGGCUGACACUUUUGCUAAGAAGCUUGGUUAUGCUGCACCACUUCGAGCUGGUCUCGUGAAACUGCAGGAAGAGAACUUGUCGGCUAUGAACACAGAUCCGUGGUAUUCGGCUUAUCAUUAUUCUCACCCUCCUUUAGUUGAAAGAUUGGCUGCAAUUGAUGAAGCUGAUAAGAAGACAGAUUGAAAAAUACGUGGGCAUUUCACUGUUCAAUAUAGAGUUGGUUCUAUACUGCACCGCGGAACUGCAAGCAUACAAAACAAUAGGUGUGAUUUACUUCCCAAUGCCAUGAUUUUGUUGAUAUACAUCCACAUUAUAGUGUUGAACUAGGAAGGUUACUGGAGCUGCGAGGAGGAAUGACUUUAUGUUUUGGUUGUAUGAUUUACAGAAUUCGGGAGCUUCAAUUUUGCUGCUAGAGUUGGUCGAACUUUAGGGUCUAUAUAAUCAAAUGAUGGCGAUUCGAGCCUUCGAGAUGUAGAGCUUUCAAAUUGUUUUGACUGCAGAACUGCUAUACAUAUUAAGGAGCAUCCUUUUACUUGAAAACAAACAAUUGUAGGUGGUGAAUAGUCCUUGCAUUAAGGGGUACAGCUAGUGCUUCUCUUUUUAGUAAGUAAUUAGCGAUUGCUGUUUUCUUUAAAAGAUUUUUCAGGAAGCAUGUUAUAUUUGAUAAAUAGGGCACUCUGAUAUUAAAGAUAAUUAGCAUGUAAGUAGAUGGAAUUGUUGAGUGCCUAUUUUUAAUCAAUUCAUCUAUUUUGCUAUA